CGUCAAAGUUUAAUUUUGUAAGACGAGUUUGUCUCCUUUUGUGUGCUAAAAAUAUUUUUUUCUUUUAACGUACAUUUAAAUCGUACGUGUUAAGUUUGUUGUUUGUUUUAAUAUGGGAAUAGAAAACAUGCGUCGCUGGCCUAUGUACAUCGUGUUUGCGGUGUGCAUUUUACUCACCCUUUCACUUUUCAAUAGCUGGAGCUUGGAGACCGAAUUACAAAACAGAGUAGGUGAAAUAAGUUCACAAUUACAGGAAUGUUCAAAAGCUCAAACGUCAUGUAUGGAAGAGUCGUUAAUCCUGCUAGAACAACGAGAUGGCUACAAUACAAAGAUGAAUGCGUUGCAACAAGACAAAAUAAAACUCAACAGUCAACUAUCGGAGUACAACAGUAAAGUAUUAAAAGCCGAAACUCAGGCAAAUCGUACACUAGUUGAUCUUGAUUUUUGUAAGACUGAGCUACAAAGUUUGAAGAAUCUCCAAGUCAGUAAGUCUGCAACAUUAGAAACAUUGCGAUUGGAAAAAGAUACACUUUCGACGCAAUUAGCUGAGAGAAAAGAAAAGAUAGAAGAAUUGGAAAAAGAGAUAUUGAAAUUAAAAUCAGCUUUAACCACAAAAAGUGCACCUAAUCCCUCGGUUCCUUCUAAGGUAACUCCAGCGGCUCAGCCUCCGAAAUUAAGUCCAGCAUUAAAUGUUCAUAAUCAAAUUAAUGAUCCUGCUUUGGAGAAUGAUGCUAAGGAAGAAAUUGAGGAUCCAAAUGUAUUAAAUGAUGGCAAUGAUUUUGAUCAACAAGUCUAGCCAAGGCAAGUAUAGUCAUCCCUCAGUAUGGUGUGAUACUAAAGUAUUUACUCUAUAGAUGUUAAAAGAUUCAGGUGAACUGGAAAUUAAGCUUGACUUUGAUCUUUAAAUUAAGAGUUCACUUGUUUAAUUCUAUAAUCAUAUUAUCAAAUAGGCAUUUUGUUACAAUUACCAAGCAUUAUUAAAUUUUUUAGUGUCAGUCCUACCAAAUUGUUAAAUUGUCUGACAAUAAUC
This is a messenger RNA of Papilio polytes (common Mormon), 1030 nucleotides long. RefSeq lists its product as uncharacterized. The record is from RefSeq and is a predicted model, not a curated record. The transcript has a single exon. The coding region runs from base 113 to 796 and encodes 227 amino acids. Lineage: Eukaryota; Metazoa; Arthropoda; Insecta; Lepidoptera; Papilionidae.